AUGUUUUCAUUGUCCAUUUUGUCAAUAUUCAGCAUAUACAUGGAACCUGUAAACCAAACUGGUAUUUCAGAAUUCUUUCUCAUGGGAUUAACAUAUGUCUCUGAACUGAAACCCCUCAUCUUCAACGUGUUUCUGUCCAUGUACCUUAUCACCAUCAUUGGAAACUUACUCAUUAUACUGGCUGUAAGCACAGACUCCCGCCUUCACACCCCCAUGUACUUCUUCCUAUGCAAUCUGUCUUUCACUGAUAUCUGUGCAAGCACAACGACUGUCCCAAAGAUGCUGUUGAACAUCCAAGUACAUGACCAGAGCAUCACUUACACAGGCUGCCUGUCCCAGGUGUGUUUUCUCUUGACAUUUUGUGUUUUAGAGAGCUGUCUCCUCACUGUGAUGGCUUAUGACCGCUAUGUGGCCAUUUGUCAACCUUUAAGAUACACAAUCAUUAUGAAUCCUUUCUUAUGCAUCCUUCUAGUAUUACUUUCCCUGCUCAUCAGCAUGAUAAAUGCACUACUCCAUACUCUUCUGGUGUUGCCACUGUCUUUCUGCACAGAACAGAAUAUUCCCAACUUCUUCUGUGAACUUGGCCAGGUCACCAAGCUCGCCUGCUCUGAUACAUUUAUCAAUAUUCUUUUUAUUUAUACAUCAACCAUUGUAUUUUCAGUUGUCCCUCUUUCUGGAAUUAUUUUCUCUUAUAUUCAAAUUGUGUCCUCUGUCCUGAAGAUCCCCUCAACCAGUGGAAGACAUAAAGCUUUUUCGACCUGUGGGUCUCAUCUUUCAGUGGUAUCUUUAUUCUAUGGGACUGGUUUGGGUGUUUACAUGAAUUCUUCAGUCUCUAACUCUUCCAUUAGCAAUGUAAUAACAUCCAUGAUGUACAGUGUGGUUCCUCAAAUGCUAAAUCCUUUUAUCUAUAGUUUGAGGAGCAAAGAAAUCAAGGCAUCUUUGAAGCAGCUCAUUAUUGGGAUUAUUUGUUUUCCAAAGUUUUGUGUUCUAAUGUACUGA
Messenger RNA from Acomys russatus (golden spiny mouse), 999 nucleotides. RefSeq names its product olfactory receptor 7G1-like. Gene Ontology annotation, cellular component: membrane. Gene Ontology annotation, biological process: G protein-coupled receptor signaling pathway. Gene Ontology annotation, molecular function: G protein-coupled receptor activity; olfactory receptor activity. Bases 1 to 999 code for a protein of 332 amino acids. Lineage: Eukaryota; Metazoa; Chordata; Mammalia; Rodentia; Muridae. The transcript has a single exon. The record is from RefSeq and is a predicted model, not a curated record.